Colletotrichum higginsianum IMI 349063 is the source of this 3831-nucleotide messenger RNA. RefSeq names its product KH domain-containing protein. Gene Ontology annotation, molecular function: mRNA binding. The record is from RefSeq and is a predicted model, not a curated record. Lineage: Eukaryota; Fungi; Ascomycota; Sordariomycetes; Glomerellales; Glomerellaceae. Gene Ontology annotation, cellular component: nucleus; cytoplasm. Bases 1 to 3831 code for a protein of 1276 amino acids. Gene Ontology annotation, biological process: nuclear division. The transcript is spliced from 4 exons.
AUGGCCUCCACUGAUUCUGCAGUCUCCAACGGCGCCGAGCCCUCGGCUGCUCAGAAGCUUCUCCAGACUCAUGCCGACCACCAUCCCACUGUUGAGGACGUUCCCGAUGAGGAUCUCCCUCUGAAGUCCGGCGACUCUGCGACUUGGGCCGAACCCAUCUCCACCAAGGCUGCGGGAAAGCAGAAGGAAACCUCCGCCCCUAGCAAGAAGUUCGACCCUCAGUCCCAUGAUCUCUUCCCCGAGCUCGGGGCCAGUUCCAAGGCGCCCACCGUCGCCCCGAUCUGGGGAGCCAAGAGCAACGUUUCUACCCCUGCCAAUGGUCUUUCGCGCUCCUCGACUCCCGCUUCCGGAAAUGCCACUCCCAAGAAUGGUCCCCCUUCCAUGUCGAUCCCUGGUCGCAACGUUGAGACGGUUGUACUGGAGCCCCAGUUCAUCCUUCCGCGCGGCCAGCUGAAGCGCCCCAUUCCGGACAUCAUGAAGGAUAUCAACCGCAAGUCGCGCGCCAACAUCACUCUGUCCACCGCUACCAACGGAAGAUUGAAAUUUGACGCGACUGGCCCUCAGGACGUUGCUCAGCAGGCUCUGAAGGAUCUCGUCCAGCAGAUUGGUACCAAGACCACCAUCAAGGUCCCGAUCCCCCAGUCCGCCCGUGCUCACAUCAUCGGCAAGGGCGGCUCCGUCAUCAAGGCCAUCCAGGAGAAGUCAGGUGCCCGCGUCCAGCUUCCUAAGGCGGAGGAGGGCAGCGCCCCUGUCGACGAGGAUGACGACUCCACCAUCGAUGUUCUCGUUGAGGGCAACGCUCUGUCUGCUGCCUCGGCUCGUAACGAGAUUCUGAAGAUUGCUGGCGAGCGCACGGCCAACGUAAACACCAAGCUGCGCGGCAUCCCUGCUGAGUUCUACCCCUUUAUUGCGGGUCCUGGAAACAGCCAUGUCAACCAGUACGAGAACAACGGCGUCCAGGUUCGCGUCCCUCCCCACCAAAUCUGGGCUCCUCGUGGCCGCAACCUCGCUGCCAACGAGGGCGAGCGCCCCGUGUUCGUCCCCGCUACCGACAACCACAUCCAGUUGGCCGGUGACCGCGCCGCUGUCCAAGCCGCGCGUGCCGAGAUCGAGCGUCGUGUCCAGGAGCUGCAGAACCAGCUGGCUAUUGACCAGUUCAGUCUGCAAAAGGGACGCCACCAGUUCAUCGCCGGCCGCCGCGGCGAGUCUCUGGAUGAAUUCUUUGGCCAGACUGGUUGCACCAUCCUCCUGCCCACAGACGACGACGACGACUCUGUUACCGUCAUUGGCCCUAUCGCCCAGCUGAGCAAGGGUGUCGAGACUGCCAUGGACAGAGCUAUGAAUAUGCAGUCCACUACUUUCGACAUCGGUCGGUUCCACAAGAAUGCCCCCGGCGGCGUCAACGUUCACGCCCGUCAUGUCACACGUUACCUGCGUCACCGUGAUCUGUUUGAUGACAUUGAGAGAGCCCACAGCACUCAUAUUAGCACGCCUUUCAACGCCAGCGGUUCCUCCCCGUACGAGUUGUACUCGCGCGACGGUAAGAAGGCUCUCCAGGCCCAAUCGGCCAUCGAGAAGCUUGUCCACGCCGUUCCUCCUGCCAGAAUCGCCCCCAUUCCCGUCGACCCCUUCUACCACAACUACCUGGUCAAGGAUGUUGGCCCACGCAUGAGGAACAGCCAUGGUGUCCACGUCAUUCUACCCGAGUCUGGUGAGCCGGACGCUCCCGUUCUGUUGGUCUUUGAGGGCCCUACUGCUCCCGAGCCCAAGCCCGAGAUCAAGACCGGCCGCCCAUCCGAUGACGAGAUCCGUACUUUCCAAGAGGCCCUGGAGGUUGCGCGCAAGCAAAUCUUGGACAUCAUCAACAAGCAGGAGCAGAUCGCCUCUGCCUCCAUCGAUGUGCCCCAGAAGUUCCACGAGCGGCUCCGUCGCUUCAUCAAGAAGGAGCAGGCAAACCGGGCCGAUGACCAGAUUCCCAUCCGUGUGUCUUCCGUCGGUACUGUCGUUACCCUGCGUGGUCCCGCCUCCGCUGUCAAGAAGCUUGAGGACAAGGUCAUCGCCUUCGUUGAGCAAGAAAAGGAGGAUGAGAAGGAGCGUGGUUUCACAAUGUCUUUUGACUUCCCCCAGAAGUUUGCCAACCACCUCAUUGGCAAGGGCGGCUCGAACAUCAAGGAGCUUCGCGACCGCUUUGACGUUGAGAUUCAGGUUCAGGAUGGCAAGGUCGAGCUUAAGGGUCCCAAGGCUAAGGCCGAGGCUGCCAAGGCACACAUUAGCUCCCUCAGCCGCACCCUGGCCGAUGAGGUGACCCACAUCCUCAAGGUUGACCCCAAGUUCCAUCGCGAGCUCAUCGGCGCGGGAGGAAGCGUCACGAACCGCUUGCAAAACAAGUACAAGGUCUUGAUCUUCUUCCCGCGGUCUGGCAAGAGCCCCAAGGACGACGAGGUGAACGCCGACGCUGUCAGCGAUGCCGGCAAGCCUAAGCGCCACCAGGAGCCCGACGAGGUCAUUGUCCGCGGUCCCAAGAAGGGAGCGGAUGAGGCUCGCGACGAGAUCCUCUCUCUCCUCCAGUACUUGAAGGACACCUCUUUUACAGCGACGGUCUCCGUCCAACAGAAGCAGGUCCCGUCCAUCAUUGGACAGGGUGGUGCUGCCCUGGAGGAGCUACGCAUUUCUUCCGGCGCCAAGAUUGAUAUUCCUAGCGGCCGCGACGCCGACACCGUUGAGAUCCAGAUCAAGGGCACCAAGGCUCAGGUGGCGGCUGCUAAGAAGGCGCUCGAGGAGAAGAGAGAUGUUUUCAACGACACCAUUGUGAGAACCAUUGAGGUGGAUAAGAAGCACCACAAGUCUCUCAUUGGAACCGGAGGCGCCAACCUCCGUGACCUGGUUAUCAAGGCUGGCGGGUCCGAUGACCGCCGCGAGCUUGCCCGUACCAUUCAGUUCCCCAAGCAGGAGGCUGAUGGCCACACGAUCAAGGUUGAGGGUCGCUCUGACAUUGUUAACAAGAUCUGCGCAAGGAUCGAAGAGAUCGUCGCGGAGAAGGAGAGUCAAAUUACCGAGGUUCUGGACGUCCCCACUGAAAAACACAGGACCCUGAUCGGCCGCGGUGGUGAUGCUAAGCGACAGCUCGAGGCCCAAUUUACUGUCUCGAUCGACAUCCCCCGCCAGGGUGACGGCAAGACCGGUGUCAAGAUUACUGGCCGGCCCGAGAACGUAGAGAAGGCUAAGGAGCACAUUGCCUCUCUCGUCAAGGAGCAGGAAGGAGAGACCCUCCAGGUUCCCCGCAGCCUGCAUCACUCCAUCUCCAACAAUGGCCAGUUCUUCCGCCAGCUCCGCAACAACCACCAGAUCUCUGUCGACCAUGCUGGCCAGAGUGUACCUCCCAAACCCAGUAGCGCCAGCCGCAGCAAUGGCAGUGCUCUGCCUCUGAUCACCGAUGACGACGACGCCACCGCUGAUGUCCACUCGUGGAAGGUUGUGGACAGCGCUGCCGGCGAGGACGGCGACAUCGCCUGGGUUCUCCGUGGCUCUCCCGAGAACAUCGAGAAGGCCAAGGCCGCCAUCGCCUCGGCCAUCGAGCAGGCCCGUAAGAACACCCACACGGGCUACCUGGUUCUGCCCGACCCCAAGACCUACCGCUAUGUCAUCGGCCAGGGUGGCAGCAAGGUCAACUCGAUCCGCAAGCAAAGCGGCUGCAAGAUCAACGUGCCCCGCAACGAUGACAAGGAGGAUGCCAUUGAGGUCAUUGGCACCGCCGAGGGUGUUGAGAAGGCCAAGGGCUUGAUCCUGGACGCCGUCAAGGAGGGACUCAGCUCUCGUGUGUCCCGGGACUAG